GGAAGAACGAGUGAAACAGGACUAUGUAAAAAAGUGGUGGAAAGCAAUAACAACCUCCGCAGGAGAGAUGAUGAUGGAGAUCAAGAUGAAAUGAGGGGAAAAGUGGGAGACCAAAGAAACGAGGGGAGGAAUGGCUGUCUGGAUGGGGAUUUAAGUGAAGGAUUGGCCCACCAGACCCCAAUUGAUGACGAGAGAAGGAAGGAGAGGCCUGACUGUGAGAAUAGCAUCUCUCAUACAUCGGCAGUGGGUCACCCUCAGAACAGUCCCGCGGGGGAGAAACCGUUUAAAUGUGCAGAUUGUGGCCUCGGCUUCAGAAAGCAGAGGGAGCUCACCUCCCAUCAAAGGAUCCACACAGGAGAGAAACCCUUUCAGUGCCAGAAGUGUGGAAAAAGCUUCAGUUUUAAGAGAAACCUUAUCACCCACGAAAGUAUACACACAGGGGAGAAGAGACAUAAAUGCCCGGAGUGUGGGAGAAGCUUCCGCCAGCGUCAGAGCCUCACCUGCCACCAGAGAAUUCAUACAGGGGAGAAGCCCUAUAAAUGUCUGGAGUGUGGAAAGAGUUUCAGAGUUAGUCCGCAUCUUAUUUCACAUCAGAGGAUGCACACAGGGGAGAAACCUUUCAAAUGCCUGGAGUGCGGGAAGACCUUCAGACGAAACCAACAACUCAUCCCACAUCAGCGAAUACAUACAGGGGAAAAACCUUUCAAAUGCCAAGAGUGUGGGAAGAGCUUCCAUUACAGCACAGCCCUUACCUCCCACCAAAGGAUCCACACGGGGGAGAAACCCUUUAAAUGUCAAGAAUGUGGGAAGAGUUUCCACCAGAGCGGCCAUCUUAGAGUACAUCAAAGCAUACACACAGGGGAAAAACCAUUCAAGUGCCUCGAGUGUGGGAAGAGCUUCAGAGAAUCCACAAGCUUUCACUACCAUCAAAUAGUCCAUAAAGGGGAGAAGCCAUUUAAAUGCCUGGAGUGUGGGAAUAGCUUCAGGCAGAAAGGAGCCCUUAACGCCCAUCAGAGAAUCCACACAGGUGAAAAAUUGUUUAAGUGCCUGGAGUGUGGAAAGAGCUUUUGCCGGAGUCAAAGUCUGACCUAUCAUCAAAGAAUCCACACCGGGGAGAAGCCAUUCACAUGCUUAGAGUGCGGAAAGAGUUUCAGCAGCCCCUCAUAUCUUACUUCCCACCAGAGAAUCCACACAGGGGAAAAACCAUACCAGUGUACGGAGUGUGGAAAGAACUUCAGAGAAAGUCACCAGCUUAUCCUGCAUCAAAGAAUCCACACAGGGGAGAAGCCAUUCACAUGCUUAGAGUGUGGAAAAAGUUUCAGCAGCCCCUCAUAUCUUACUUCCCACCAGAGAAUCCACACAGGGGAAAAACCAUACCAGUGUACGGAGUGUGGAAAGAACUUCAGAGAAAGUCACCAGCUUAUCCUGCAUCAAAGAAUCCACACAGGGGAGAAACCCUUUAGAUGUUCGGUAUGUGGGAAAAGUUUUAGCUGUAGCACAUACCUGACCCGCCAUCAAAGGACCCACACAGGGGAGAAACCCUACAAAUGCCUGGAGUGUGGGAAAACUUUCCUUCAGAAUGGGGAACUCACUGUACAUCAAAGGACGCACACCGGGGAGAAACCCUUCAAAUGCCAGGAAUGUGGGAAAAACUUCACAUGCAGCUCGCAUCUUACACUCCACCAGCGAAUCCACACUGGGGAAAAACCCUACAAAUGCCAGGAGUGUGGGAAAAGCUUCACGGAGAGCACAGGCUUUAACUACCAUCAGAGAAUGCACAGAGGAGAGAAACCCUUCAAAUGCCUGGAGUGUGGGAAAAGCUUCAGGAGAAGUCAGCAGCUGAUCUCCCAUGAGAGAAUCCACACCGGAGAGAAGCCCUUUAAAUGCCAGCAGUGUGGGAAAAGUUUUCGUUACAGCCCAACCCUGAUCUCUCACCAAAGGACACACACAGGGGAGAAACCUUUUAAAUGCCAGGAGUGUGGGAAAAGUUUCUGUUACAGCCGAAGCCUCACCUGCCACCAACGGACGCACACGGGGGAGAACCUCUUUAAAUGCCCGGAGUGCGGGAAGAGCUUUAAUCGCAGGACUAACCUGACAUCCCACCAAAGAAUCCACACAGGGGAGAAGCCCUUUCAGUGCCAGGAGUGUGGAAAGAGUUUCACCCAAAGUGCAAACCUUAGCAAGCAUCAAAGAAUUCACACAGGGGAGAAACCCUACAUAUGCUCUGCGUGUGGGAAGAGCUUCAUUCGUAGACGAACCCUUAAAGCACAUCAGAGGAUUCAUACGGGGGAGAAGCCGUACAAAUGCUCUGAGUGUGGGAACAGCUUCAGCGACAGCCGAACCAUUAAACAGCACCAACGGCUUCACAACGGGGAGAACGCCUACGUGUGCUUCCAGUGUGGGAAAAGCUUCAAUCGCAGUACGUGUCUUAAAAGCCAUCAAAAACUUCACACGGGCAAGAGGUCUUACAUGUGCUUCCAGUGUGGAAAAAGCUUCAGUCGGAGCACGUGCCUUAAAAACCAUCAAAGGAUUCACUCAGGCGAGAAGUCUUACGUGUGCUUCCAGUGUGGGAAAAGCUUCUAUCGGAGCACGUGCCUUAAAAGACAUCAGAGGAUCCACACAGGUGAAAAGCCCUAUAAAUGUUUGGAGUGUGGGAAGAGCUUCAGCUGUAGCACCAACCGGAAAAUACACCAGAGCAUUCACACGGGGGAAAAACCUUACCGAUGCUCGGAGUGUGGGAAGAGUUUUCAUCAGCUUAGAAUGUUGAAAAUUCAUCAAAGAAUCCACACAGGGGAGAAGCCCUAUAAGUGCUCCGAGUGUGGCGAUAGUUUCAGCCACAGAGGGACUCUGAAGUCACAUCGGAGAAUUCACGUCAUGGAAACUCCCUAUGCCUGUGGCAAGACCACAGAUUUGAACUCCCGGCAAAGAAUCCACACAGGCGAGAAGCCCUAUAAAUGCCAGUGGUGUGGAAAGAACUUCAGCCGGAACACGCACCUCAAGACACACCAAAGGAUUCACACGGGUGAGAAACCCUAUCAGUGCCCAGUGUGUGGGAAGAAUUUCAGCUGCAGCAGUAGCUUUACGGUUCAUCAGAGAAUUCAUACGGGGGAGAAGCCGUAUAAAUGCUCUGAAUGUGGGAAAUGUUUUGGGGACAACAGUACCCUCAGACGGCAUCAGAGUACUCAUACCGGGAUGAAGCCCUAUAAGUGCCCCGAAUGUGGGAAAAAAUAUAGCCGUAGCACACACCUUAAAACGCAUCAGAAGAUUCACACAGGAAAGAAUCUCAUGCAUGGAGGUCACAUAAAGGACCUGUUUGUAAAAGAGGACAAUUAGGUUGGUGCUCAGAACGUGGUGGAUGCUUCCACCGACAUGGCUGAAAGCAAGACACGGAUUUCUGUUGGAGCUGGUGGUUUUCAAAAUAUCUGAGGAAAACUGUGAUGCGGGAGGAUUUGGGAUCACCUGUGAUGAAUACAUGAAUAAUAAUCACGCACCAUCAGGUCAAUUGUAACUUAUGGCCACCCUUUCUGGGGUUUCUAAGGGUACUCUGAAGUGGUUUUCCCUUCCCUUCUUCUGUGGGGCACCCUUGGAUUGUGCAGCUGGCCCAAGGCCACCUGCGCUGGCUCUCCUCGCAGGAGGCAUAGUAGGGGAAUUGAACUCCUACCACUGGCUCCUAAACCGCAGAGAAAGCUCAAUUGGCCCCCAGGACAGGGGCAUGUAAUUGUCUGUUCAAAAGGUCUUGUAGAAGCCAUGAUGAACAGCUCCUGGGUUUUUUUUUCUUCUUCUGAGGGAGGGAGCUCAUUUUUGGACCCCAGGGGCCUUCCAGAUUGUCACACCAGAUCCAAAAUUUUGGAGAAAAGGAGUCACUCUGAAUUCCACAAUUGUGCCCCUAGUUUUGUUUGGUGGGAGGCGUCAACAGGCUCAAUGCGCCUGAAAUGAUCUUCUUGUACGUUCUCCUGAAGGAUGUGAGGAUUGGGGUCGCCAGGGCCCACAACGUGAGCAUACCCCAGCUGUAAGCAAACAGAACUCUUGUUUUUGAGUCUUAUUGUACAUUUCUCUUCAUGGUUUGAAAUCCUGUGCCGAUGGAACAUUGACACUUCCUCCGUUUUGUCUGCUCAGGACAGAAACAUGUUAAAUUAAAUUACAUGAUACCAGUUGCUUCUUCCUUUCCUGUUUGUCAAGAAAGCAGCAAGCCUUUGUACACAAAGUUUUGCGGUUGCCCGUUUGGUCUCCAGGCACGUUGCUCUCUUUGGGUUCAGCCUCCGAUAAAAGAGAAGCAGGAAGAGAUUAAGCCCUUCCUCCAUGUCCAGAAAUCCCUCCUUUUGCUUUCCUGGGCUGUAACACCCUGAAUCUUGCUUGGUUUAUCCACCAGCUUCCCCCUUUCUUCCUCAAUACCUUUCAAACAAGCAGAAGCGAGUGUAUGUGCUAUCGGUGCAGUGGGGAGAGGAGUAAGUCAAUUGUAGCUUCAUUUACACCAAGGCACCCUGGAUACCUCUGGUUCUGGAUGCUCAGCAGGGUCAGGAUACCAGGGCAUCCCAGAAAUCUCCAGGUAGAACUAAGGUAAUGAACUCCAGAGCAUUUUCAUUCCUAAUCAGGAGUGGACAGUAGUAGGCAGGCAAGACAAAUGAGCUGAAUUAAGCCAGAAAUCGGACACUUUCUCCAGUUAUAGAAGGAUGGUCUGUAUCUUUAUUUAAAUGAAAUAUUUUACCCUGCCUUUCUCCUUAAA
Molecule: messenger RNA, 4723 nt
Organism: Pogona vitticeps (central bearded dragon)
Lineage: Eukaryota; Metazoa; Chordata; Lepidosauria; Squamata; Agamidae
Source: RefSeq, a predicted model, not a curated record